This is a messenger RNA of Anthostomella pinea, 885 nucleotides long. Lineage: Eukaryota; Fungi; Ascomycota; Sordariomycetes; Xylariales; Xylariaceae. The record is from the annotation of a GenBank genome assembly.
AUGUCGUUCUUCAACAAGCUCACGAGCAGGCUGGACGACCUGAACCUCGGCGGCGACAAGAGAGAGGAGUCACAGGCCUCAUCACAAAGAGGCUACCCGCCACCUUCUCAGCAAUACGGAGGCGGUUACCAAGAGCAGAGCCAUCAAUCUUACAGCAGUCCUCCGCCGCCUCAGCCAUCUGGAGGCUACGGGGGCCAGCAGUACAGCAGCCCUCCGCCAGCCGCCUCGGGCGGACCCCUAUACUCUCCGCCGUCGGACAAGCCGCCUAUCCCCCGGGGAUGGGUACCUCAGUUUGACCAGCAGUACCAGCGCUGGUACUACUACGAAGAAUCCACAGGUCAUUCCCAUUGGGAGGCGCCCGCAUCUAGUUACGGCACCAGUGGCGGCGACCGCGGAUGGGGCUCUCAAGGCGGCGACGCUGGCUACUCCUCGCACGAUGCAGGCUAUGGAGGAGGACAGGGCGGCUAUGACCAGCGCUCGAGUGGAGGCUACGCCGACUACGCAGAAGGCGGCCAGGAGAGGAAGAAGAAGGACCACAGCGGCAUGAUGUAUGCGGCCGGUGGUCUUGCCGUUGGCGCGGUCGGCGGUGCCUUGCUGGCAGAUGCUCUGGAUGACUCCGACGAGGAGCGCCACCAAGCACCUCCGCCCGUACAGUACAAAGAGUAUGGCGCCCCAGCCGCUGCUCCCGUGUACGAGCCAGAGUACAACGCGGAAGGCGAAUACGUCAGCGGGAGUGACCGCGGGUCCGUCGCAUCGGCACGAGAGGACUACGAAGAGGCGGCUGCCGCAGCUGCCGACUCUGAUGCCAGCAGUAGUGAGCAGGAGGAUCUGCAGGAGGCUAGAGAGGAGUACGAGGAGGAGUACGAGGAGGCUUAUGAGGACUAG